AUGGCCCCUAAAGCAAGGACUUGCCGGAGUAGAGUGGGGCCUAAUUGGGACCAUCACCGGCCGUCGAGGUGUAGAAACUCAUAUUUUUUCAAGAUAAUACUGCCUUCCACCAUGCGUAACAUGAAACUGAGGCUCCCUGAAAAGUUUGUAAGGGAAUAUGGGAAUAAACUCUCCAGUGUUGCUACACUCACUGCUCCUAAUGGUGGCAUUUGGCAAGUAAGGUUGGAGAAGGCUAACAAUAAUAUUUGGUUUUGUGGCGGUUGGCGGGAUUUUGUAGAUUAUCAUUCUAUCAAUUAUGGGUAUUUCUUAGUCUUCAAAUACAAGGGGAACUCAAAAUUCCAUGUUCUUGUGUUUGAUAUAACUGCUACUGAGAUUGAGUAUCCAUCUAAUAGGGAUAAGAAAAGGCAGGGCAAUUUGAAUGAAAAUGAAAUGUCUACUUCACGAGAGUUGUGUGUAAAACAUGAAGUAGAUACAGAAUUGAUUAUUAUAGAAAACUCUCCCAUGUCUUCAACAAGAAGAUCUGUGUUAUCUGGAGGAAGAGAAAGGGCAUUGCAAGCAGCCAGAAUGUUCAAGCCAAAAAAUCCUUCCUUCAUCCGCGUCAUUCAGGCAUAUAAUUUAAAAUUGUCUUAUGUGUAUGUCACCACCGAAUUUGCAAAAAAGUAUGUUCAACGGAAAAUUUCUGUCAAGCUUCAGGCUUCUAGUGGAAAACGGUGGCCCUGCCAGUUUCGUUUCAGAGAUGGUUCAGCUACACCUCAGACAAUCGGCAAUGGAUGGAAAUCAUUUGUUAGAGACAAUGGUAUAAAGGUAGGGGAUGUAUGUGUCUUUGAGUUGAUCAGCAGGAUGAAUGUUGUGCUGAAAGUUUCAAUAUUUCGCAUGGCUGAAUAUGCAUGACAAGUAAAUCAGCCCUCAAACUUGGACAACUUGCCUAAACUUGUGGUAGGUGAUUUUGACGUGAAACUUAACAUGGUACCUAUUU
Quercus lobata is the source of this 976-nucleotide messenger RNA. Its product is annotated as B3 domain-containing transcription factor VRN1-like. Lineage: Eukaryota; Viridiplantae; Streptophyta; Magnoliopsida; Fagales; Fagaceae. Bases 1 to 891 code for a protein of 296 amino acids. The transcript is spliced from 3 exons. The record is from RefSeq and is a predicted model, not a curated record. Gene Ontology annotation, molecular function: DNA binding.